Molecule: messenger RNA, 3978 nt
Organism: Lichtheimia ornata
Lineage: Eukaryota; Fungi; Mucoromycota; Mucoromycetes; Mucorales; Lichtheimiaceae
Exons: 12
Coding region: 1-3978 (1325 amino acids)
Biological process (GO): phosphatidylinositol phosphate biosynthetic process
Cellular component (GO): endosome membrane; fungal-type vacuole membrane
Molecular function (GO): 1-phosphatidylinositol-3-phosphate 5-kinase activity
Source: RefSeq, a predicted model, not a curated record
AUGUUUCAAAGUAACGGCGUCAAGGAAGCAGUCGCUCGCCCAUUCAAGCCGCUUCCUCCCAUCGUCACCAAACGGCAGUCGGCACAUGCAUUGAGUCAUGGUGAACACCUCAUGUCUUCCAUUGAUCGUCCUUUACGCGACCAUCUUACGGCCCUGGUGCAAAUGUGGCUCGUCAAUGCCAACCUACCGUCAUCUCUUAGCGACUCAUUGAUAUCAACGCUAUUGCCACUUGUUCGUUCCUGGAUCGAUGGCGAACAAGAUAUUACAGUUGUUGAUACGGCAUCCUGUUCUUCGAUAUUCGACUCGAUCUUCAUCCAAGUUCUCAACAUAAAAUCCAUGAGCGAUUCACGCUUUUUGCCUGGUGUAUAUCAUGGCGACCCAUUGUCGGCGAUAUCAGAUGGAUUAGGAGGAUCGCAAUGCGAGUGGCUACACCAUGCUGUGGGGGGAACAAUCCGGAUAUAUGGAGCACCUAAUGGACCAUCAAAAGACGCCUUGAUCAAGAUUGUCGUUGCAUCUGUUUAUACUUUAUGGAGCUUAUGGUUGGAGGCACAUGUCUUGCAUGAUUCACAAAUCCGUAUCAGCGGGAUCAAUCGCAAAGCAUCAUCACCAACAACACCGACAUCGCCACUUAAUGAUGCACCAGCAGCAACAGCAGCAGCAAGAAAGGGCGUAUUGUGGUGGUUGCUAGGUUCAUCCAAGGAGACGACAUCACCGGUUGUGCAGAUUUCCAAAAAGGCCAUUCGCCGGGCGUCUUUGAUGAAAAAGGAUAUCAAUUCAACCCCCACUGGGAUACCUUUGGACAAUGACCAACAUCGUUUUGCCAAGCUUCGUAAACAACUUGAGUCAGCAAGGAUUUCAUCUUCGCCUUAUUGCAACUAUGCCAUUCCUCAGCUUAUUUCAAGACUUCAGGAUGAAGAAGACGGCCUUGCAACUAUACGUUCGGUUAUGCGUGAAUCUAUCAAUAACAGCAAAUCCAAAUCCAUUGGAGGAGGAGGACCAAUACAACGACGAUCAUCUUUAUUAUCAAUCAUCAGCCAUUAUCACCAUGAUCAUCAUUCACCACAACAACAGCAACCCUCUUUACGUCUUCCUCAAUCCAUUGCAGCUUAUUCGCCUUUACGUGUACCGGGAAGGAUAUGUGAUAAGAAGUUGGGAUUGGAUUCGCUUUAUUUGGAUACACAAUCAGUCGAUGUUUACAUGAAGCACCAACACGGCGCAUUCAACUAUACUUGUUACCCUAUUGGUUGUCCACAGCAUCCGUGCGCAGGGCCACUUUUGAUCACCGUUGACUUUUUCUCUUUUGGACAAAAGAGUUCCAAUUUUGGAGAUAUGCCCCUUGGUCAGGCUAUCCAACGCUGGUGUGAACACGCUCACAAGUCAUGCAAGAGUUUACAGCAGCAGCAACUGGAACACGUAUUGCAGCGUCCACCCAACAACCAGCAGCAAUCACCUACAGCUACUUCUGAUAGCACCGAGUCAUCAUCAUCAUCAGCAGCCACUCAUUCUCCUUCUACUCCCAAUCUUUCAUUUCAUGGAUGUGACAAGUCAUUUAAGGAUCAUGUGAUGAGUUUUAUGCAUGGGCCUGGCAAGGUGCAAGUAUACUUAUCAGACGAAGAUGAUGAUACAACAGCAGCCUUGAGCAGUGACAGCAACAAAACACUAGCACCCUAUCGAGGUAUUGACAUGUGGACAACAUGCUCUGAAUGCAAUGCAACGACCAAGCGCCUACCGAUAUCGAUUGCAACCUAUCAUUAUUCAUUGGCCAAGUUCAUGGAAUUGCUUCUUUACGACAGGCAUUUUACACUCAACGUUGCCGGUGUUACCAAUGCAUUGUGUGCUCAUGCACAGCAGAGCAAAACGGCACUCAUUCGAUGUUUUAAACCACAUGGAAGCACCAUUUCUGUAAGGAUGACAUACGAGCCGAUUACACUGUAUGAGCUGAGACCACCUCGAUUACAAGUCAUGCCCGAUACAACCACACCUUGGCGUAGAGGUUCUGGAAGUAAAGAUGAUAAUACAGCGAUACGACGACGAUUGGCUCUUUCUCAACGCACACUUGAUAAAUGGAAGACCAUGAUCGCCACGGAGGUGGAUGAAUUCUUCGAUGCUGUUGCUGCUCAUAUCGAAGUGAUGGAGCGAUAUAUCCAAGCCGAAUCCAAGCGUGAACAGCGUGAUACUGGCAAUACAGGACGUCCAUUGGGCGAGAUACAACAACAAUUGCGUGCAAGGGAGAGUGAAUUAGGCCAAAUGCGUCGCUUAUUUCUUGAUGUUCAACGCAGUGCUUUGGUUCACGAAUUGAACGAUACACCAAUGGAUCAGCUCAAUGAUUUCAGACGCUUUUUUGCUGUGCGAAGUUCAUCCGUGCUAUCACAAUUAUCACAAUGGCAAGAGAAAUGGUGUCAUGACCUGAUGGAUGGUUGUGCAUGGAAUCCACCGGAUUACAUCGAGUCCGAUCGAGUGCAUUCAUUCCCUGGGUCAAGCGUCGUUGUACGUGAAGAUGAGCCAUCGUCGCUUAUUGCAUACACCUUAAGUUCAAACGAGUAUUUGGAUGAGCUUCAACAUCAAAGGAGUGUUGACGACAAUCUUCGUGGAUCCACCGUAGCAGAAAAUGCACCUUCUGAGCCAUCUGAUGCAUCGGCGCAUAUACCAAAGCCAUCCAAAGACCCGAAUGUUGUGGAUCGAUACCAUUCCAUCAUUACCAGAAAGUACGUUGCUCCUACCACAGGUGCCUCAAGUGAAACAGCUUCCUUUCGUUCAAUGGUGAUUGAGACUGUCAAAGCAAAUGCAGAAGAGUUGCAUUAUCAGCAAUCCAGGAAGAUGCAGGGCAUUAAGCACAAGCUAUCUCAUGUGAUUUCCAGUGCCAACAAAAGAAAAGAGGAGAAUGGUGAAGAUGUACAACAACGCAUUAUCCUUGGUGAUCCAUCAUCCACCCAUCAUCAUCAUCAUCAUUCAACCACUGCUGGCGGUGACAAUGGCAAGAUCACGAUGGAGGAGAUAAAAAAGACUAUAUCCAACCAUGAGACCAAGCCUUUACCAAAGGAGCCUGAUGAACCUGAAUGCACAAGAAGAAUCAGCCCUCAUAUCAAGCAUAAGUUUACUCAUAACGACGUGGAGUUCACUUGUACCACCUAUUAUGCUCAAGAAUUUGAGAAUUUACGUCGACAGAGCGGCAUCGACCAAUUGCUGGUUCAAUCAUUGACACGCUGUACAGCUUGGAAAGCAUCCGGUGGAAAGAGCAAGAGUCAUUUUUACAAGACACAAGAUGACCGAUUCGUUAUCAAGGAAAUGGUGAAUGCUUGGAACAACAUUGAAAAGGAAUCGAUUCUCAAGUUUGCACCAAAGUAUUUUGAGCACAUGCAGCGUUCAGAGGAUACGCCAAGCAUGCUUGCCAAGAUAUUUGGGUUUUACACGAUUCGCAUACGAAGCCUUGAGGAUAAACGUGUAUUGCUUAAUCUGGACGUGUUGGUCAUGGAGCAUCUCUUUUAUGGAGCAACGCCACAGAUAACACAGCGCUUCGAUUUCAAAGGAUUACGCGAUCGCCAUGUGGAAGAGUGCCUCAAGCAGCCACACCAACAAAAGAGUGAUACGACCUUGUGGGACGGUGACUGGAUGGAAGGUUUUCGUCUCACGAUGCCUGUGCAUGAGCAUUCCAAACAAUUACUCAAGAAGGCUAUUAUGAAUGAUACCGAGUUCUUGGCUAGCAGAAACAUUAUGGAUUACUCUUUACUUCUUGGGAUCGAUGAAACGAAAAAGGAAUUGACCGUGGGCAUUGUAGACUUCAUUGGUGCUUACACCUGGUAUAAGAAAAUGGAGAACAAGAGCAAAUCAACAUUGCAUCCAUACAAGGAAGUAACGGUCGUUCCACCGGAGCAAUAUCGAUGGAGAUUCUGUCGUAUCGUUGACGAUUACUUUGUUACUGUUCCUGGCAAGUUCGAUUUGAUUCAGCCAAACCAAAUGUUCUUGGCUGCAUGGAUUUGA